Anopheles cruzii is the source of this 2202-nucleotide messenger RNA. It is a transcript of the gene Galk, whose product is annotated as N-acetylgalactosamine kinase. The coding region runs from base 268 to 1695 and encodes 475 amino acids. The transcript has 7 exons. The record is from RefSeq and is a predicted model, not a curated record. Gene Ontology annotation, molecular function: ATP binding; galactokinase activity. Gene Ontology annotation, cellular component: cytosol; cytoplasm. Gene Ontology annotation, biological process: carbohydrate phosphorylation; galactose metabolic process. NCBI's taxonomy places the organism in Eukaryota, Metazoa, Arthropoda, Insecta, Diptera, Culicidae.
CGUUCGUGUUGUACGCGUCCGUGUUUGCUCGCCGGCUUUCUUUCGAUUUCUCCGACAUUCAAAACUUACUCACUGUAACACAAACACAGGAAUCGUUAAUUAACCGGCCGGCUUUUCACGCAAACCACCCGUUUCGUUUACGCUAGUGUUGCAGUGUUUCAAGUUUUCAAGUGCAAUUAUUGUUUACAUUUCCAUUUCUCAUUACAUUCCACCUUCAACCUUCAACUCAACUCAACUCUGUUUACGGGACGCCACAGUAUAUCCACGAUGUCAGACAAGGGCGACCUCUGCGUGCCAGUUUUAGAAACAGUGCCAGCUUGUGACAGAUUUGAAAAUUUGCUUGAAUGUUUCAAGAGAGAAUUUUUUUCAAGUGGCCCGAACUUCGUUGUACGAUGCAGCGGAAGAGUAAACAUCAUUGGUGAACAUGUGGAUUAUUGUGGUUACCCAGUUUUCCCAAUGGCAAUCGAACAAACCAUUUUAUUGGCGGUGGCGCCUUCCAACGAUAACCUUUUGCAUAUUAAAAACGUAGACAACUCUUUCAGACCGUUUAAAUGCAAUGUACAUACCUUCAGCAUUGAUGUGCCUAGCUCUGGUGGUCCGAGCUGGUAUCAGUACGUGUUAUGCGGGGUUAAAGGUAUUUUAGAAGAUUCAAACAUAAACCACGAUGAGCGCCGUGGUAUGCUUAUUAUGUUAUCCGGUAAUAUUCCUCCUGCUUCCGGAUUGUCAAGUUCUAGUGCAAUCGUGAGCGCUUCCGUUUUAGCUACAGCGUUUAUGCAUAAUGUCACUCUCAACAAGCAAAUUCUCGCCACUCUUUCCGCGGAAUGUGAAAAAUUUAUCGGAACUCAAGGAGGCGGAAUGGACCAAGCAAUAGCAUAUCUCGCGCAAGAAGGUUGCGCUCAAUUGAUAGAUUGGAAUCCGCUUCGUGCAACCGCCAUUCAACUCCCACCGAGUGCUGUUUUUGUUAUCGCCAACAGCUUAUCUGAGGCAAAUAAAGCUGCAACAUCAGACUUUAACCAACGUGUGGUCGAGUGUCGACUGGCCUGCAGAUUACUGGCAAAGCAAAUGAAGCUUAAUUGGCGUGACAUAAGCCGAUUUGCUGAUCUGCAGAAAGCACUUGGUUAUACCUUGGAAGAAAUGGAAGCGUUGGUGAACCGCAGUUUAACUAAACUUUCCUACAACAGAGCAGAUAUGCUGCAAAUGCUGGAAAUUUCGGAUGAUGAUUUUUCCGAAAAUUUGCUUACUGCAAACACUCGCAAUAUACAAAUGUUCAAGCUCAAACAACGAUCCCUUCAUGUAUUUCAAGAGGCUCUGCGUGUUGAGAAAUUCAUCGAAAUAGCAAAAACAAUGCCAGCGGAUGCUGUCAAACGCAUGAAAACACUAAUGAGACAAUCACACGAAAGCUUAAAAAUCCUGUAUGAAUGCUCUCAUGAAAAUCUGGACCGAAUUGUAGAUAUUUCGGAAUCGAUAGGCAUAGGCGCGCGACUAACUGGAGCUGGCUGGGGUGGAUGCGUCGUUGCUCUGUGCGAUGGAUUUGAAGAAAGUAAGUGCUUCAUAAAUUUACUUCAAAAAGAAUUUUACGCAAAACAAACCUCAUCGAAACCGGCGGACACUGGUACCCAUGUCUUCGCCACAAGUCCCCAGCGGGGGGCGGAAAUUUAUUUGAUUUCUAGAGUCAGUCAAGUCGAUUCAAAUUAACUUUUUAGUUUGCAAUCGCAAUAUAGUAUACCUCAUAGUUACCAAUUUACACAAAAAUAUGCCUGAGAGAUUCAAAAAAUUCAAUAACAGUAAUAACCAUAGCAAUAGCAAUAGUAAUAGCAUUUAAUUAAUAACGCAGCCCCCGUCUGAUAGAUCACUUGGCAGUGCUCUUCGCUGUCACGCAGCUGGGCUGGGUUCGAAUCCCUGGAUCGGUUGUCACACUGUCCUCAAUGGUUUCGAUUCCCGAUACCGACGUGACAGGGGUUGGCGCGGGACCAAGAACCCCGCCCGUAAAAAACGAAUUGUAACAGAAAGUAUCCAGAGAUUAACAUUGUCUCUGGUGCAGGAUAAGACCGCUCAGCGAUUGUUUCCGAAGAAGAAGAAGAAGAAGAAGAAGAAUUAAUAACAGUGUAGCUAAAGUGUUUUGGUGGGUAGGUCCAUUUUAAUGGGAAUCCCACAUUCCUUCGUGUGACGUGUGACUGUACUUUGACUAUUCCCUCAGCAUAA